This is a messenger RNA of Neoarius graeffei (lesser salmon catfish), 1179 nucleotides long. It is a transcript of the gene tacr3l, whose product is annotated as tachykinin receptor 3-like. Gene Ontology annotation, biological process: G protein-coupled receptor signaling pathway; positive regulation of flagellated sperm motility. Gene Ontology annotation, molecular function: tachykinin receptor activity. Lineage: Eukaryota; Metazoa; Chordata; Actinopteri; Siluriformes; Ariidae. The transcript has 5 exons. The coding region runs from base 1 to 1179 and encodes 392 amino acids. Gene Ontology annotation, cellular component: plasma membrane; sperm midpiece. The record is from RefSeq and is a predicted model, not a curated record.
AUGACCUCGAACUCGACGCGCAAUUGGACCAAUCAGUUCGCGCAGCCGCCGUGGCGCGUGGCUCUGUGGUCGGUGGCGUACGGUUCGGUUCUGACCGUGGCCCUGUUCGGAAACCUGGUGGUCAUGUGGAUCAUCGUGGCUCACCGCAGGAUGCGCACCGUCACCAACUACUUCCUGCUGAACCUCGCCUUCUCCGACGCGUCCAUGGCCGCCUUCAACACGCUCAUUAACUUCAUUUACGCCGCGCACGGGGACUGGUACUUCGGCCAGACGUACUGCAAGUUCCACAACUUCUUCCCGGUCACCUCCGUGUUCGCCAGCAUCUACUCUAUGACCGCCAUCGCCGUGGACAGGUACAUGGCCAUCAUCCAUCCUCUGAAGCCCCGAUUAUCAGCCACAGCCACUAAAGUGGUCAUCGUGUGUAUCUGGGUUCUCGCUGUGGCUCUGGCAUUCCCUCUUUGCUUCUACUCCACCAUCAGGAGUCUGCCUCGAAGAACCAUCUGCUACGUCGCUUGGCCAAGACCAGCUGAAGAUUCAUUAAUGUACCACACCAUAGUGUCUGUGCUGGUCUACAUGCUGCCCCUAAUGGUGAUGGGAAUUGCUUACACCAUCAUCGGCGUGACACUGUGGGGAAGCAAAAUUCCAGGAGAUUCAUCAGACAACUAUCACAGCCAACUACGUGCCAAGAGGAAGGUGGUAAAGAUGAUGAUUGUUGUAGUGGUGACCUUUGCCCUUUGCUGGCUGCCAUAUCAUGUGUACUUUAUUGUCACUGGACUGAACAAACAUUUAAACAAGAGGAAAUCCAUUCAGCAGGUUUACCUCUCAGUGCUGUGGCUGGCCAUGAGCUCCACCAUGUACAACCCCAUCAUCUACUGCUGCCUCAACAACAGGUUCAGAGCUGGCUUCAAAAAGGCUUUCCGGUGGUGUCCUUUCAUCCAUGUAUCAAGUUAUGAUGAGCUGGAACUGCGUACAACGCGACUCCAUCCACAUAAUCGCAGCAGCAUGUGCACGCUGUCCCGUGUCGACACCAGCAUCCUCGGUGAUGACCCUCGCCAAGCCAACCACAAGAGCACAAAGUCUCUGAACCACAGUGAGAUCAACGGCACCAAAGCGAGUCCUCCUCCCACUAAAUACGGCCUGUAUUCUGACACAGGCUCCGCCUCCAAGCACUUUGACUGA